Marasmius oreades (fairy-ring Marasmius) is the source of this 1407-nucleotide messenger RNA. RefSeq lists its product as uncharacterized. The record is from RefSeq and is a predicted model, not a curated record. Gene Ontology annotation, biological process: tRNA methylation. Gene Ontology annotation, cellular component: nucleus; tRNA (m1A) methyltransferase complex. The coding region runs from base 1 to 1407 and encodes 468 amino acids. The transcript is spliced from 11 exons. NCBI's taxonomy places the organism in Eukaryota, Fungi, Basidiomycota, Agaricomycetes, Agaricales, Marasmiaceae.
AUGUCGAUCAAGAAGAAAAAAAUAUGCGUGGCUUUCGACCGCUCUCUGACCAUGAAUGCCAGCACUUCCACUUUAGAAACACCUCCGUCAACGAUACAAUCCGGAGACUACGUUCUAGUCAGACAACCCAAUGGAGAUGUUAGAGGUAUCAAAGUUGAAAGGGACUCGACCGUUCAAGUGGGCAGAAUAGGAUCGUUCUACGCGAACGAGCUCAUAAAUCAGACAUAUGGACUCACACAUGAGAUAGCGGAGAAGAAGUUGAAAGUCAUUCCUCCACGUACCUUAGAGGAAGUUGAGGAUACAGACGCCACGAAUGAACUCAUCAAUGACGGAGAAUUGGUACAACCUCUAACAAUCACAGAAAUAACAACACUAAAACAGGCUGGAGUACAUGCUUCGGAUAUCAUCAAGAAGCAAAUAGAACAGCAUGCCAAUUACUCCCUCAAGACUGAAUAUAGUAAAGAAAAAUACAAGAAACGAAAGGAAGCCAAAUAUUCCAAAUCAUUCACCACAAUUGAGCCAACAUUAUUCAAUGUCUGUGACUAUUGGUUCAAUAAAGACCAAAAUCGUAUUCGAGAUAUACGACCAGAUACACUAUCGCACCUGUUACUCCUAGCCAACAUCCAACCCGGCCGAAGAUAUCUUGCAGUCGAUGAUGCAUCUGGAUUAGUUGUUUCUGGUAUCUUGGACAGGUUAAGAGGCGAAGGAUGUCUCCUCACUAUCUGUGAUACAGACUCACCUCCCGCGUAUCCUGUCUUAGCGAAUAUGAACUUUAAGCCGAAUGAGGUGUCUUCGGUUUUGGUGUCAUUAAAUUGGGCAACAGCACAGGAGGAAUAUACCCCAAUUAUGGCCCCGUCCGACCUCACUCCUGAAGAAAUUCGAUCAGACCGGCAGAAAUCACGAUUAAAAAAGCGUAAACUUAUAUCCGACGCGUUGGCUAAAACCAGGGAGGAGCUCUUCGCUGGUGAAUUCGAUGGUCUUAUCAUAGCAAGUCAAUACGACCCGUCGUCUAUACUAGAACGAUUAGCCCCGUAUGUAGCCGGUUCAGCCUCAAUAGUCGUACACAGCCCUCAUCUACAGGUAGUUGCUGAUUUGCAAACAGAGCUGAGAUCUGCUCCCGGAUUUCUUGCUCCUACCGUCACCGAAGUUUGGACGCGGCAAUAUCAAAUCUUACCAGGUCGGACUCAUCCGACAAUGAAUACUUCUGGAUCUGGUGGAUACUUAUUACACGUUAUCAAAGUGCAUGAUGACCAGACUGCAACCUCCGUUGCCUCUCAUCGACAACGGAGCAAAAAGCCAAAGACUCAGGAAAGGGCUUCAGAAGGCCCUUCAGCAUCGACGACACCUAACCCCGUCGGUUCUGGCUCUAAAAAUACUGCUGGGACCCCGAUUCCAACACUGGAUUAG